GUUGCUGCUGACCGUGGGGUAAAGAAUUGAAGGCAAGCAAAGGGCGCGCGAUAGCACGACGGAGGACAUUCCUCGAGAAUCACCCACUGGGAAUUGAGCCGCCGAUGGAAGUGGCUGGCGGUGUGGAAAUCAGCCUACCCACGGCGAAUGAGGUCCGACGACCAGUGACGGAUUGGAUCGGGAUCGAGCUUAUGGAAAAUACAGUUUACUUAUUGACCAAGGUUGAGUGGAGGGCAGAUGAAGAUGGCGAGUGGAACCUGCACCCACGGGGAUAUGUGCACGCAGAGGGGUGGUUGUAUAUGUCGGAGGAUGGAUGGCGCGCGUUCGGAGUCCUGUUAGCAUCAGGUGAAGAUCCGGUAAGCCUGUUUGAGGGGGCAUGGCAGCUAGUGUGGCAAGCGGGGUUCGAGUUCGCUGACCAGGAGUUCGAUGAUGUAACGACAAACCUUAGGGUAGCUAUGGCUGGGAGAUUCAACCUGCCUAGUGAGAACGUCCGGAUGAGGUUGCCGCCCUUCUUACUAGAACAGCUAGGCGGGCUGGAGCUUGUCAGGCGGGCAGUGGCCGACCUCACCUACCUGACAUUAGAGGAAGCGAUGGUCCACCAGGAAUAUUACCGGGUCUUCCUUGAAAUGGGACCAUUCAAUGGUGAACAGAGGUAUGAGGUACUGCGAAUCUUGCGCGCCGUAUUUACCACCAAGCCUAGAGCUCCGGUUGUUAGCGACGAGGUUCUAUGGGGCGUUGUUCGACGAGAGGCCGGGGAAAAGCAGAGGGAUAACAAGGAAGGAGAAAGGACCAGUGCGGUCGAUGAAGCGGGUAGCUCUGAGGGGGGUCUCAAGAGGAUAGUAGCCACCCUCACUCGGACUCUGAAUAAAAAUCAGGGGUAUCUUGCGGAUGCCAAGAAGAAACUCACUUUCGACGGGGCGAACAUUACGGAGUUCCUGAUAGACUACGAGAACCUGGCAGCCUUGUUGAAAUGGAGUGAGGAAGAAAAGAUGGACCACGUAGGGCAGCAUGUGUCGCUAAGCUUAGGAAGGGACAUUAUGACCAUCGUCGCCUCUAGUGGAUCCUGGAAAGAGACCCGGAACGAGAUGAUGAGAAAAUACCUGAAGGCAGAGAAAAUGGCAACAGAAGAUGAGUUGGCAGCGGUCCAAAGGAAGAACUAUGCGACUUACGAUGACUUCCUGAGGGCAUUUACCCUAGUGGCGUUACGGAUUCCCGGGGUAACAGACCGAAUAAUGAGCAGGUAUUUCCUCAGGCAGUUCUCUGAGUUCGACAAAGAUAAGAUUCUAUCAGCCUACCAGAAGACUAAUAAGUUUGAGUACACAAGGGAUGUGGAUUUCAGCAUAAUAACAGACCUCGCAGAAAAGACAGUGAUGACCGAGACGUUAGCCCUGCUUAAGGAAGGAGAGGUUAUAGACCUGACCGGGAAAACAAGGGAUAAGGUCAAGAAGGGGAUAAAAAACCUGCAUGAACGAGUGCACGGGGUUGAUAACAAGAUAGAAAGAGUGAAAAAUGUGUUACUCUUAAUGCAGGCGCAAGUAUCCCGACCCGCCCUCCCGCCCCAAGAGGCCGUAGUUCCGGCGGCAGUAGCGAAUCGAGGGUAUGGCUGGAGGGAUCCGGCCAAUGAGCAAUGCAAGUAUUGCACAAUGAUCGGACAUUUCGUGCGGACCUGCCCAAGACUCAACCAUGAUAUUAUGAGGCAAAGAUGCAGCAGGUCCCUUAAAGAGACGCAGAGGAGGAUGCUUGCAGUCGCAGGGGACAUGUUCCCGGAAAAAUGCGAGCCGUACAUAAACGACAAUCCCAUAAAAGGCGCGCAGAACAAGGAUGAGACAGAGGUCCAGCCGGGCAUACGAAAAUUCGUCUGGGAUCACCUACAGGAUAUCAAGGACCUACUUCAGCGGUUCCUGGUAUAUAAUAUUACCGCAAGCGGACCAAAGAACAUCCUGGUGGUCCCAAAAGUGACCAUACCGGGGUUUCGCUGUGGGGCCUAUGGGAGGAAGCCCGACCCGGCCAAGACGGAUAAGACCUUUCAAUGGCCAACACCUUUGCGCACCACAACGGAAGUACGAGUCUUCCUAGGGGUGGUUGGAUUCUUGAGGAUCUUUAUCAAAGGCUUUGCAAAAAUAGCUGAGCCUAUCCGCGCAAUGAUUAGGGAAGGAGGGACUAUGGAGUGGACCGAGGAUAAGGAAGCAGCAGUCCAGACCCUCAAAGACAUCCUGGUUUCCUAUCAAGUCACUUUGGCAGCACCCUGCUUAAAUGAUGAAGUAGGACGACCCUUUAUCCUGGAAACAGACGGAGGACCAUUGGCAGUAGGAGGAGUCCUGAUACAGGGAAGCGAGGAGGGCAAGGGAAAACCUAUCAGAUUUGAAAGUAGGACCCUGAAUUCGGCAGAGCGACGAUACUCACAGUUCAAGAAAGAGGUUUUAACCAUUCUACAUUGCCUCAAGACCUUUCAGGCAUACCUAUUUGGAAGACGGUUUAUCCUGAGAAUCGAUUCGACCAAUGUCGUCCGGGCAUUAAAGAACUACAAGCUUAUAGACCCGACCAUUGGGAGAUGGAUAGGCUUUAUCUGGCAGUUUGACUACAAGGUCGAGCGAAUUGCGGGGCUCCGAAACAGGGCAGACGGGCUAAGUUGGGUUUGCAUCACGCCGGAGAGAGUAGAGGAUGCGGAGCCAAUCGACGCCUUCCUAGAGUACGAAGGAGGAACCCUCGUUGCAGAUAAUGAGAUGAUGAGCCUCGUUUGCACACCAGGACAAUUGUUGAUUCAGACCCUGGAGAAAGGGGCGCCUACCGUAGUUGCGGAACGCAGGGAAGGACUCGUCACCACGGUCAGACGCAAAGAUGAGAAGGAUUCAUGGGGAGCGACGAUGGGGCCGAAAGAGGAAUUGAUGGCAAUGGCCGUUGAAGGGGGCCGGAAUGUCGUGAUGUGCCUAAUAGAGACUUGGACGCGAAGGGAGCGGCAGUACCUAGUGGACAUAAUUCAGGCAAUGCAUGAUGGGCUAGCCGGAGGGUAUCGGUUAUCGAAAGGGACUCUUGCAAAAAUUGCGCCACUUUACUUAUGGCCAGGUAUGGCAGGUAUGGUGGCUAUCUACAGUCAAACGUGUCUAAUAUAUCAGGAAAGGAGUUCCACACGUGUGUUCGAGCCCCUUAGACCUACUCGGGUACUGGGGCCGGGGCACCUGGUCCACCUUGACCUUGCGGUCAUGCCCGUAUCGACGAAAGGAUACAGGUACAUCUUAGAUGUAAGAGACAACCUCAGCAACUACGUAGAGGCAAUAGCUCUUAAGAGAAAGACGGAAAAGGGAGUGGCCGACUGGAUAGAAGACUUCUACCUAAGGCACCCCUUUGUGCGAAGGUUCAUAGUGGAUAAUGGGACGGAGUUCGUAAAUCACGAAGUGCUAAGCAGGCUCAAGAUGCUUGAUGUACCUAUCAAGAUCAUCGAACCAUACCACCCUGAGGCCAAUGCACCUGUAGAAAGGGGGAACCAGACCUUGAAAAACACAAUCGCUAAGCUGGCGGCAGAUGAUCUGGGAAACUGGCUUCGGUACAUUGAGCAGGCGAUCUUCUCAGAUAGCAUGACGCCGAAGAGGACGACAAGAUGCAUUCCGACAGAACUCUGGUAUGAGAGAGAGAUUGAUUUCCCGGUGGAAGCUUUGGUUCCUACGUGGAACAGGCUAGAUGACAAUCCGCACAUGUCUGCGGAGGAGUUAAUCGUCGCACGAUGCCAACAGGUCGUUAGAAAUGAAGAAGCCUUGGAGGAUGUGGUUAAGCGCGUGAUGGAUAGCCGAGUGAGGGACAAAGCAAGGAGGGACCAGGUCAAGAACAUCCGGAAGGAGCCGCUCCAGGUGGGGGAAAUGACACUAGUUAGGAUCUCGGCUCUUGAAAGCACGUGGUCUGUUUUGAACUUGAGGAUCUUGACGGUACUGGGAUAAAAGGGUCAUUUCCGGAACAGAG
Molecule: messenger RNA, 3951 nt
Organism: Chara braunii
Lineage: Eukaryota; Viridiplantae; Streptophyta; Charophyceae; Charales; Characeae
Source: the annotation of a GenBank genome assembly